CCCAAUGGAGCGACUGAAGUCACAAGCUUCACCAGGCUCAGAACACAAGCGACAGUAUUCAUGAGGCAAUGGCGGAUUGCGUAAGGAGAAGUUCACAACACUACCUUUUCCCGGUUCGGAAAUAUGUGAUGCGAGGGCUGCAGACCACAGCACUAAAGGUUUACCCGCUCUUGCCUAUUAAGCUCUGCCAUUAGGGUUUUAUAGUUUGUACUUUCUAGGGCGAGGGGAGUGCAUUCGUGCGGAACUGCGCAAGAAAGUCCCAAGCCUACUGUGCAAAUCACGCCAUGCCUGCGCCGCGUGUGGCCCAUAAGGCUCCUCAACAACGAGCAGGGCGAGCCGGCGGGCGAGGUUCGGAGGAACACCAAAGCGAAGUGAGCCCAUCAGGGUCGGGGUUUAAGAAGAAAGGCGGCGGUUUGGAGCAACCGCAUUUGGCCAAGCAUGUUUCAGCCAAUGGACGGAAGCCACCUGGACACGAGGCUAAGGCGGGAAGCUCAUCAGCACCAGCAAACGGUCAUAUCCGAGGCAACAACGUGCUUAGUAACGCGGUUUUCAGGCACAGCCACCAUUACACUUACGACGGCGUGGGGGAUGCCGCGCAGACUCGCGUGGGGGGCUCGGCAAGCAGCGUGAAGCCCGGCAGCUUGAAAUCCGCCAGCGUGAGAUCCGGCAUGGACGCGCUGUACGCGGGAGGCGAAGGCCUUCCCCGGCGGAUCAACUUCCUCCCCGCGCGCCACGCCGACGCGCACUCCGCGCUCCCCGUGGAUCUCAAGCCGCUGAAUGCGGCGGAUCCGAGCCGCGAGCCACGUGGCAGCCAGCCAGUGGGUGGAGCGGAGGGCGUGGGCCCGGGGGAGGGGAAGCAGGGGAGGCGGAGGGGAGAGAAGGAGCGGCGGGAGUCGAGUGAGAGGGAGUGGGACGGGCUGGAUGGGAGGCUGGAUCGAUCGGAUGUGGCGGUGGAGUGGCGGGAAAUACGGCCCAUUGGAGCGGGCCUGAGCAACCUAGGCAACACGUGUUUUAUGAACUCCGUGCUACAGUGCCUCACAUACACCCCACCACUCGCUAACUACCUCUCGCAGUCUCCGCACUCCGCUAAGUGUUCGGUGCCGGGGUGGUGUGCGCUGUGUGAGAUGGAGAAGCACGUGCCAAGGGCAGUGGGGUCCACGGGCAAGGUCGUCUCGCCCACAGGCUUCGUGCGAAACGUCAGAAGCAUAGCUCGGUCCUUUAAAGCCGGUCGGCAAGAAGACGCACACGAGUACAUGCGUUGCCUGCUAGACGCUCUCCACCGAUGCUGCCUGCCCCCCAAACGAGCCUCCGCCUCAGGCUCGGGCGCCGCACCUCCUCUGGACCCUGCGUUCGCCUCCAGGCUGAUGAACACGUUUGUGCACCGGACCUUUGGAGGGUACCUGUGCAGCCAGGUGCAGUGCACAGUGUGUGGGUACUGCUCCCGAACCUACGACCCGUUCCUGGACCUCAGCCUCGAGAUUGUCCGAGCCGACUCAGUGACCAAGGCUCUGCAUCGGUUUACAUCUGAAGAGGCUCUGGAUGGGGCGAACAAGUAUAAGUGCAGCAAGUGCAGGAAGAAGGUGCGGGCGCUCAAGAGCUUUGCAGUGGAAGAAGCACCGCCCAUCCUGACAGUGCACCUGAAGCGCUUCGCUGCCUUCACGGGGCGCAAGCUCGACAAGCACGUGGCGUUCGACCCCUCGCUGGACCUCUCGCCCUUCAUGACCGCGCCCUCCCCCUCCCCCUCCUCCCCCCACUCCACUGCUGGCUGUAGCAGCAGCAGCAUUACCAAUACCAGUGCCAGUGCUAGUGGUGGCGGCAGUAAGAGCAGCAGAGGCAGCAGCAGCAGCGGUAGGGGUGGGAAGUACAGUCUGUACGGCGUGUUGGUGCACGCGGGGUGGUCAACGAACUCGGGGCACUACUACUGCUACGUGCGGGGGCCGUCAGGCACAUGGAGCUCCAUGGACGACUCACGGGUGCAGCAGGUGAGCGAGAAAACCGUGCUCCAGCAACGGGCGUAUCUCCUCUUCUACGUCCGAGAACCCACGGCCCAUGCUGCUGCUAAUGCUAAUGCUGCUGCUGCUGCUGCUGCUAAUGCUGCUAAUGCUGUUAGUGCGAAUACUGCUGCUGUUGCUGCUCGUCCCCCUCCUACUGCGCCUUUUCCUGCUGCUGCUGCUCCUGCUUCCACUGCUGCUGGUGCUGCUGCUGCUGCUGAGGUGAAGGUGGGAAAGAAGGGCAAGGCGGCAGCGCCACAUGUAGAGGCGCUCAUGCACAUGCAGGCGCAUGCACAGGCGCAGUCACAGGCACAGCCACAGGCACAGGCACAGGCACAGGUAGAGGGGAUGGCUGUUGACGAGAGAAAGGGGAGCGCAGCUGAGAGGGCGGAAGGGGGAGAGGGCGCGAGGGAGGGGAGGGGUGAAGGGGAGGGGGUGGUGGAGGGGGCGAAGGAGAAGUGGGAUGAAGGGGAGGGGCGAGCAAGGCUGGCAGAAGUGUCGAGUGGGGAGGAGAGCAGCGAGGAGGAGAGGAAGGCUGAUGGGGAGGCAGCAGCUGGUGACGGUGGUGAUAGCGAUGGGGAUGGUGAUGAUGACAGCGAUGAUCCUGAUUGGACGUUGGGCGAUGAGGGGGAAGAGGAUGCAGGCAACGAGGAGGGGGGGGAGAAUAGGGGGGAGGGUUCAGGGCGGCAGCGGGAGGGACGGCGCACCUCGGGGUCAUGGGUGGCAGCAGUUGGACAGAUGCUACGGUUGUUACCUGGCUCCAGGGAAUCUAGAGCGGCCCUCAGGAGCAGGAGCAGCCCCGGCAGCAGCACCAGCUUGGGAAACAGCUUCGGCAGCAGGGGAUGGGGGGCAACGAGCAGCAGUCUGGGCAGCAGCGGUGGCAGCAGCAGCAGGGAGAGGAUGCUGCGGCUCAUGUCCCCCCUCGUGCCGCUGCCUUUUUCUGGCGUGAGGGGCGGGCGAGAGGAGCUGGUUUUUCCCCUGGGAGGGCACAGGGGGCGGAAGAGGAGGAGGGAGGCUAUGGAGGGGUGGGGCCGUGGUGUGGGCUGGCAGGCGAGCGGAGAGAUGGAGAUGCGGGAGAAAUGGGAGGGAGGAAGAAGAUUGGGGAGGAGAGAGGAGGGGGAGGUGGGGGAGGAGGAGGAGGAGGAAGGGGAGGCGGUGAUGAUGGCAGGGCCAGGGAUCGUGGCUCGGGGGGUGGGGUCGUCAGAGGAUGACUCGGAGGGGUGGAGCAGUGGGAGCGAGAGCGAGGGCGAUGGGGAUAAAGGAGGGGAGGACGGGCGACAACAAGAUGAAGAGGAGGAGGACGAGGACGGAGUAGAAGGAAAGGGCAAUGGGCAGCGAGUGCAGACGGGCCAGGGGAAUGGCAGCGGGAGCAAGAGCUUGGAUGGCAACAGCAGAAGCAGGGUGGUGACGUUUGGGGGGUCGGAUGCGGUGUGGAUGAUGAGGGAGGGCGGGCAGGAGGCGCCCGUGGGGGCCGGCGGACUGGCAGGCAGCCAGUGGGGCGAUGACGGCAUGGCAAUGAACGGCGCCCACAUGCAUUUGCCUGAGAGAAGAGCCGCCACCAAGUACCGAUACGACGACUGGGACGAGGAGCUGGACCGCGGCCGGGUGAAGAAGAUGAAGCGCAAGGCGCACCCCACAGACGAGGCUGCAGAUCACAGGAACCCCUUCCAGGAAGCUGCUCUCAGACCUGCUGGUGCUGGUGGGGAAGUUGGUGGGGAUGAGGGUGGUGUAAGGGAGGCGCAUGGGAAGAGGCCUGGGAGGUGGAUGGGGCGGGACAAGGGCAGGCAUGACAGCAACAGGCACGUGGCUAAGCUGAGGGGAAAGAGUGCCAGGCCCAGAUGGUAGCUGGCUGGUAGUCUGUGAUGGUAACUGCUGGGCCUGGAUUGUAGCUGGUAGUCUGGCAUGGUGGCCGAUUGAGGAUGAUGCCUUCUUCCUGCCGGUUCUGAUAUAGGUGUGCAGGGGGCUGGUGUGCAAGAGCGUAGUGAUGAUGCUCGCACAAGAGAUGGGUCCUCCAUCAUGCGCGAUUCAGGUUCACUGUUGUGGCAUCCCGCCAUUAUGCGAAAUUUGUUACAGAUUGAUUCCUUCUAUUCCGCCUAUUUCCUUGCGGUGCC
Molecule: messenger RNA, 4102 nt
Organism: Closterium sp. NIES-67
Lineage: Eukaryota; Viridiplantae; Streptophyta; Zygnematophyceae; Desmidiales; Closteriaceae
Source: the annotation of a GenBank genome assembly